Molecule: messenger RNA, 1260 nt
Organism: Anisakis simplex (herring worm)
Lineage: Eukaryota; Metazoa; Nematoda; Chromadorea; Rhabditida; Anisakidae
Source: the annotation of a GenBank genome assembly
AUGCUCAAACGCAGUGUAACGAGGGCAUACCGAAUCUUUUCAAGGAAUUCGGCAACGUAUGCUGAACGCAAAACUGGACUGAAUUACGAAUUUGAUAAAGAAGACCGUAAUCUACGUCAUGAAAUACACGCAUUCACGAAAGAAGUUGUCAUUCCACUUGCGCCAUUCUACGAUCAAACCAGUCAGUUCCCAUUGCGUGUUAUAGAAGCAGCACAUGAAGCCGGCAUCCUUAACGCCAGCAUUCCCCGCGAAUACGGAGGAAAAAAUUUCGAUCUGAUGGAAAAGGUUCUGAUCAGCGAGGAGAUUGCGUAUGGCUGUGCUGCUAUGGCCAGUGCUAUAGCGAUUAAUGAUUUCGCUGAAACACCUCUGAUAAUUGCUGGGAGUGAGGCACUCAAACGAAAAUUCCUUGGUCGAAUGACCGAAGAACCUCUCGUUGCUGCAUACGCCGUCACUGAAGCAGAUGCUGGUUCGGACGUGGCUGGAAUACAAAUGAAAUGUGAAAAGAAAGGAAAUGAAUAUGUUUUGAAUGGUACGAAAACAUGGGUGAAUAACGCUGGUCCAGCUAGUUGGUUCUACGUUUUAUGCAGAUCUGAUCCAGAUCCGCAAACUCCAAUCUCGAAAGCGUUCACUGCAUUUGUGGUUGAUGGAGAUACGCACGGUGUGUCUAAAGGAUCGAAGGAAUUAACAAUGGGAGUAAGAGCGUGUGACAUUCGGACGGUGAAUUUUGAAGAGGUACGUGUGCCUGAAGAGAAUGUGGUUGGUAAACCAGGAGACGGAUUUGUGAUUACGAUGAAAAUGUUUGAUAAAACAAGGGCAGAGGUCGCAGCGAUUGCGACGGGGCUAAUAUCACGCUGUGUUGAUGAAGCUGGUAAAUAUGCCCUUGAAAGGAAAACAUUUGGUGUUCCGAUUGCUGACCAUCAGGCAGUGAAAGCGAUGUUAGCUGAUAUGGCAAUAGAUCUUGAAUUGGCCCGUCUGAUCACCUAUCGCAGUGCAUGGGAAUGGAUGACAGGACGUCCUCGAGGAUACUUCUCAUCAAUCGCUAAAUGCUUCUGUGCCGAUGUUGCAAAUACUGUUGCUGCGAACAGUGUGCAGAUAUUUGGCGGAAAUGGUUUCAAUCAGAGUUAUCCAAUGGAGAAGUUACUGCGUGAUUCAAAAGCACUGCAAAUUUUCGAAGGAACGAGUCAGAUUCAACGAACUAUCAUUGCUAGGGAUCUACUGAGACGUUUCAAGGAUACGACCACUUUUGUCAUCGAUACAUAA